Molecule: messenger RNA, 1520 nt
Organism: Aspergillus japonicus CBS 114.51
Lineage: Eukaryota; Fungi; Ascomycota; Eurotiomycetes; Eurotiales; Aspergillaceae
Product: initiator tRNA phosphoribosyl transferase family protein
Exons: 5
Coding region: 50-1483 (477 amino acids)
Biological process (GO): charged-tRNA amino acid modification
Cellular component (GO): cytoplasm
Molecular function (GO): tRNA adenosine(64)-2'-O-ribosylphosphate transferase activity
Source: RefSeq, a predicted model, not a curated record
UUCUUCUCAUCUCCAUAACAUACCCUUCCCCAACACGGGGACUGCCACAAUGGACCCCUCCUUCCCCUCCACCCUCGCCGACCUGCACUUCCCCUCCGCCGAACAGCAAUCCAUCAGCCAGACGCUGACCGCGCUGCGCCGCUCCGCCCUCACCGUGACCAACCGGCUGACCAGCAUCGCGACGGACGCGCAGUUCGUGGCCGAGGUGCGCGACCACUACUCCCUCCCACUCAUCGCCAACGAGCGGUGCGGCAGCUGGUACAUCGCGCCGCGCGACAAGACGGGCAGCGUGUACUUCAAGAGCACGGACGGGCACACCGGGGUGUGGGAUUUCAGCUCGCGUAGACUCAAUCUGCAGGUGUUGGGCGUGGCCGGGCAGCAUGGGGGAUGCAUAAUCGUAGAUUCGACUCGACGGGGUAAAUUAAUGCCCGACGCCCUCUCCAAAACGAUCCCCAUCUGGACGGCCGUGCUCAACCGCGCCCUCUUCCCCGAGGCCCAAGCCUACCACCCCGUGCAGUUCCCCCCGAAUUUCCUGCCCGCCUCGGAAGAAUCCCAGAUCGAGCGGCGGAUCGACGGGUUUGUCAAGGAUUUGACGGACCUGAACCUCGCCCUCCCCACCCUCCGCACCCAACUCGCCCGCCCCAUCCGCCUCGCCUGGGCCAACAGAGCGUACUUCCACCCGACCACGCUCACCACCUCCCCGGACGGGGAGUACAACCUCUUCGUGCUGUGCUCGGCCUCGAAGCGCGUGCACGGCGCCGAGGUGUCCGCGGGCGGAUACAUCCAGGGCGCCGGGGACGACAGCGAGAGCUGGGCGCUGGGGCUCACUGCCCCGUUGUUCUGGGCGCAUAAGGAGGAGCUCCUGCGGCGGAAUGAGGAGGAUAUCCCGGCGUUGAUUGCGGAGUUGCUCGCGCGGGAGAAGGAGGGGCAUCGGCAUGAGGGGGAUGGGCAGGGCGAAGGAAUGGAAGGGAAGGCGGUGCGGAUUGUUCCCUCCAGGAACUUGUAUCUUGGGCGAGCGGGGGAUUUUGCAAGCCCAGAAGCGGGGGCUGGGUUCGAUCUGGUGGUGGAUUGUAACGCCAAACCCGUCGAGUCUGACGCCCCAGCUGACGAGGAGACGAAAACCACGCAGGACAGGAGGCUGGACCUGGGCUGUGGCCCCGCGAAACUGGGCAGUCGGGAUCUGCGCAAGCACCUCGACCGCGUGCGGGAGUUUGUCAGGGAGAAUCUGUCUCGGAACCCCGAAGCCUCGGUGCUGGUGGUGUGUGAGUCCGGCCGGGAUCUGUCGGUUGGCGCGCUGUUGGCGAUUCUGUGUUUGUUUUAUGACGAGGAGGGGAACUUCACCCUCACCGAGAGGAAGAGUAUCGGGAAGCAGUUCAUUCGGCAGCGGUUGGCGUGGAUCACCCUGUGCAAGCCGGAUGCGAACCCUUCGCGCUCGACCUUGCAGUCGGUUAAUGCGUUCUUGAUGGAGAGGCCGGAUUAUUGAGGGGGUAGGAACGGGGAAGGCUGGAUGGAGUAUUUGC